AUGCCUUGUAACCGCAUUGCCGAACUCGUCGAUGAACUCCUCACUCAGGUGAUGCGACAAGCUUGGACAAUGCGUGAUGCGUGUCUCAUCUUCAUCAGAUUCGCCUGCCGGUUCAUAAUCCCCGUCUUACUCGUCAAGUCUCCCAGCGGCUCUCGCGCCAAGUCCUCUCCGCAAAAAGCCAGGAUCGCCUUCAUGCGCUAA
This is a messenger RNA of Trichoderma harzianum CBS 226.95, 201 nucleotides long. RefSeq lists its product as hypothetical. Bases 1 to 201 code for a protein of 66 amino acids. The transcript has a single exon. The record is from RefSeq and is a predicted model, not a curated record. Lineage: Eukaryota; Fungi; Ascomycota; Sordariomycetes; Hypocreales; Hypocreaceae.